This is a messenger RNA of Lodderomyces pseudojiufengensis, 888 nucleotides long. It is a transcript of the gene MRPL10, whose product is annotated as mitochondrial 54S ribosomal protein uL15m. The transcript has a single exon. Gene Ontology annotation, molecular function: structural constituent of ribosome. Gene Ontology annotation, cellular component: mitochondrial large ribosomal subunit. Lineage: Eukaryota; Fungi; Ascomycota; Pichiomycetes; Serinales; Debaryomycetaceae. The record is from RefSeq and is a predicted model, not a curated record. Bases 1 to 888 code for a protein of 295 amino acids. Gene Ontology annotation, biological process: translation.
AUGUUCAAACACUCAUCCUUCAUAGAUGUUUUAACAUCGAAUACAAACAAAUUAAGUCUAUAUCCAAUACGAACGCUCAGAACUCAAACUAAUUUAGGUUCAUUAUCACCCAAUGAAGGAUCAACACAAGGUUAUAAAAGAUUAGGUAGAGGACCAUCAUCAAAUAAAGGUAAAACAUCAGGAAGAGGUCAAAAAGGUCAAAAAGCAAGAGGUAAAGUUCCAAUAUGGAUGGAAGGUGGUCAAACUCCAUAUUUUAAACAAAUGCCAAUGGUUGGAUUUAAAAAUCAUCAUAAUGCUAAACAAUUUCAUGAAUUAAAUUUAAGUAAAAUUCAAGAUUUUUGGGAAAAUAAUAGAAUUCCUUUACAAAGAGGUGAAACAUUAACAAUAAAGAUUAUGAAAGAUUGUGGACUUAUAACAGGUACUUUAAAAGAUGGUGUAAAAAUUUUAGGAAAUAAUUUAUUAAAUAAAAAAUAUAAUGUACCAUUAAAUAUUGAAGCAUCAAAAGCUACUGAACAAGCAAUUAUCAAAAUUGAAAAAGAUGCAAAAAUGUCAUUUACUGCAAGAUAUUUUUCAAAAUUAGGUUUAAGAGCUUUUGUAAAUCCUUCGUAUUUUUUAUUAAGAAAAGGUUAUGUACCAUUACAAGCAAGACCAAUAAGUCAAAAAGAUAUCACAUUUUAUUCUAAUCAGAAAAAUAGAGGAUAUUUAGAAAAAGAUUCAUCAAUAUUAUUAGAUCACCUAGCAAAAGCAAAAGAGGAAUUAAAAACAACAAAGCCUAAAAAGAAAUCUACAUCAAAAUUCAAAUCAUUAACUGAACAAUUAAAAGAAGCAUCAUCAAUAAAUUUCAAACCUACAAAUAAUACAAUAAGUGUAAAAGAAUUAACAAUAUAA